CUCAUAUUUACUCGAGACAGAAGUGACCAGCGUGCAGCAAAAGCCUGUUGCAUCACCUGCCAGAUCCCUGCAGGUGUCCAUUUUCAGGCUGUCAAACCCAACUCGAGCCACUAGCCGUCUUUCGUCAUAGGAAGACCUUUGUUUGCGACGGAGCGACUUACACCUCCAUCGCACUUCGUCCUUGCUCCGCCCCGUCCGCUCGAGCUUCGUCAACACCUUGCUCUGCUCGACUAGUGUCGAAAAACAAACAGACACCAUGCCGGUCGUCACUCCAGAGAAGCUUGCACAGCUGCAGCAACACUCUGACGACAUCAGAAAUAUCUGCAUCCUGGCACAUGUCGACCAUGGAAAGACAUCCUUGACCGACGCCCUGCUCGCCACAAAUGGCAUCAUCUCACCAAAGCUAGCUGGCAAGAUCCGGUUCCUGGAUUCCAGGCCGGACGAGCAGAUCAGGGGCAUUACCAUGGAGUCGUCGGCCAUCUCGCUAUUUUUCUCCAUGCUCAGGAGGCCAGCACCUGACGCGGCUCCAGUCCCCAAGGAGUACCUUAUCAACCUGAUAGAUUCGCCCGGCCAUAUCGACUUUAGCAGCGAGGUCUCUGUAGCCUCACGUCUUUGCGACGGUGCUGUCGUGCUGGUUGACGCUGUCGAGGGAGUUUGCAGUCAAACCGUGACGGUCCUGAGACAAACGUGGACCGAAAAGCUGAAGCCGAUAUUGGUCAUCAACAAGAUUGACCGCCUGGUCACCGAGCUGAAGAUGACGCCUGGCGAGGCUUACUUACAUCUUAGCAAGCUGUUGGAGCAGGUCAAUGCCGUGCUCGGCAGUUUCUUCCAGGGAGAGCGAAUGGAGGAGGACUUGAACUGGAGAGAACGGAUGGAGGAGCGUGUUGCAGCUCUGGCAGCCAAGGAGGCCGCCAUUGCUGAUCAGACAACCGAGGCGGGAGAGCUACAGUUCGAGGAGCGGGACGACGACGAGCUGUACUUUGCUCCAGAAAGGAACAACGUCAUCUUCAGUAGUGCCAUCGACGGCUGGGCAUUUACCGUCCGUCAAUUUGCUGCGCUAUACGAAAAGAAACUGGGCAUCAAACGCAGCAUCAUGGAGAAAGUCUUGUGGGGUGACUUUUACCUCGACCCGAAGACGAAGAAGGUGCUUGGCCGCAAGCAUCUCAAGGGCAGGAAUCUGAAGCCCAUGUUUGUUCAACUUGUGCUAGAACAAGUCUGGGCCAUCUACCAGGCUUCCACCGGUGGGGAUAAUGGGAGAGGUGACCCUGUCCUUCUCGAGAAAAUUACUAAGUCUUUGGGAAUCUCGAUACCUCCUCAUGUAGCAAGGUCCAAGGACCCUAGGCUGAUGAUGACGACCCUCUUCGCCUCAUGGCUACCGCUAUCUACAGCGCUGCUGGUAUCGGUAGUAGAAUCUCUCCCAUCCCCUAAGACCGCACAGGCGGAAAGAAUGCCAGAGCUCCUCAAGAGCUCGCCAGGCUUCGAACACAUUGACAAGAAUAUCCAAAACGCCAUGGUUGAUUUCAAGACAGCCAAGUCCGAACCCGUAGUGGCAUACGUCAGCAAGAUGGUUUCGGUGCCUGAAAGCGAGCUGCCCCAGAACAAGCGGCGUGCUGGUCAGCUCAGCGCGGAAGAGGCAAGAGAGCUUGCUCGGAAGAAGCGGGCAGAGCUGGCGCGCGCGCAGGCCGCGGAGACAAACGGUGGUGACGAUUUGACAGCAGCGCUCGACAACUUCUCCAUCGACAACCAUGUUCCCGAGCUUGAAGAGAAGGAAGCUGACCCGGAGCACCUGAUUGGAUUUGCGAGGAUAUUCUCUGGCACUCUGAACGUCGGCGACACGAUUUACGUGAUACCGCCCAAGUUCUCGCCUGCCGACCCCCACGCCGCCCCGCAACCACAGCAAGUCACCGUCACUUCUCUUUACAUGCUGAUGGGUCGGAAUCUUGAGUCCCUUGACUCUGUCCCUGCGGGUGUGGUCUUUGGCAUCGGCGGGCUGGAUGGCCGCAUUUUGAAGUCUGGCACGCUCUGUAGCCAGCUUGAAGGAGCAGUGAACCUCGCGGGUAUCAACAUGGCCGGGAACCCUAUCGUCCGGGUAGCCCUGGAGCCCGUCAAUCCUGCCGACUUGGACAAGAUGAUUGAAGGCCUACGCCUUCUGGUACAAAGUGAUCCUUGCGCCGAGUACGAGCAAUUUGCAAGUGGCGAGCACGUGCUGCUGACUGCCGGAGAGUUGCAUCUCGAGCGGUGUCUCACGGACUUGAAAGACCGCUUCGCAAAGUGCGACAUCCAAGCUGGCGCACCCAUUGUCCCUUACAGGGAGACGAUCGUCAGAGCAGAAGAGAUGAAGCCUCCUGCGAACAAGGAUCUGGGCCGGGGUGCUGCUGUGGGCACAACGAGCUCCAAGCAGGCUACCAUCACAGUGAGAGCUCGUCCUCUUCCGGCUGAGGUGACCGAGUUCCUGCUUAAGCACUCGGGUUCCAUCAAACGCUUGUACUCGGAGACCAAGACCGAGAAUAACACACAGGAAGAAGACAGCAACGGUGAGAUCGACAAGGUCGAGGCGGACGUGCUUGCCGAGGAAGGAGGAGUGACCCUCUCCCCGGAGGAGCUCAAGACAGAACUUCAAAGAGUUCUCGAAAAGGGCAAGGGCAAGGAAGCAUGGAAGGGCAUCAUCGACAAGAUCGCCGCAUUUGGCCCGCGCCGGAUAGGUCCAAACCUGCUCAUCGACGCGACCAAGGACGGCAUCUUUCCAAAGGUUUUCAGCGAGGUCACGACAGACAAGGACACCGCAACGGGCGGCGCAAGCAUCGCGGCCGACGAGAAGCUCAAGGCCGAGCACCUGUGCGACAAGAUCACCUACGGGUUCCAGCUCGCCAUGAACCAGGGCCCGCUGUGCCACGAGCCGGUGCAGGGAAUCGCCGUGGUCAUCGAGGACGUGGUCAUCAACUCGACCGGCGGCGAGGAGGAGGCUUCGGCACGCGACAGCCUGGGGAGACUGACGGGUGAGGUCAUCAAGACGGUGCAGCAGUCGAUACGGCAAGGAUUCCUCGACUGGUCGCCCCGGCUCAUGCUCGCCAUGUACUCUUGCGAGAUCCAAGCCAGCACCGAAGUACUAGGUCGCGUGUACGACGUCCUCACCCGGCGCCGAGGCCGCGUCCUCUCGGAGCAAAUGAAGGAGGGCACGCCCUUCUUCACGAUCCAGUCCCUGCUCCCCGUGGCCGAGUCGUUCGGCUUCGCCGACGAGAUGCGCAAGCGCACCUCGGGCGCCGCCCAGCCGCAGCUCAUCUUUGCCGGGUUCGAGGUCCUCGACCAGGACCCCUUCUGGCAGCCUUUUACCGAGGACGACCUCGAGGACCUGGGCGAGCUGGCGGACAAGGAGAACGUGGCCAAGCGAUACAUGGACGGCGUGCGGAGGAAGAAGGGCCUGCUGGUCGAGGGCGUCAGGGUUGCUGCCGAGAAGCAAAAGACGCUGAAGAGGUAGUAGUAGGCUGGCCAGCCAGAGAGCCAGCCAGGCAAGUGUCAGGACAGGAUGAAAAGAAUACAAAAGAUUUUGUAGGGAAGAGAGGAGAUGCAAAGCAUGGAAAAUGAAGUUUCUUGAUGGUUUCAGUCCUCAAAGUAUAUGACACAUGAGCCGCUGGAUCGCGCGCAGUCAAGCAAUAAUCAUAGCAGCCCGCUUUGUCACUUACGAAUAGAGAAGACUCGGCAGUAGCGUGGGUGAGUGAGUGCAUACAGCCAAAGAAACUGCACAUUUGACACAAAGUCGUUGCUGGAGACCCCCUGCAGGAUAUGUACUCAAACUUGAUUCUGAAAUGCCCGAAAAGCAGUAUUUAGGACGCCAUUAGAUA
Molecule: messenger RNA, 3839 nt
Organism: Microdochium trichocladiopsis
Lineage: Eukaryota; Fungi; Ascomycota; Sordariomycetes; Xylariales; Microdochiaceae
Product: P-loop containing nucleoside triphosphate hydrolase protein
Exons: 4
Coding region: 257-3475 (1072 amino acids)
Biological process (GO): cytosolic ribosome assembly
Cellular component (GO): ribonucleoprotein complex; cytosol
Molecular function (GO): GTPase activity; GTP binding; ribosome binding
Source: RefSeq, a predicted model, not a curated record